Aureococcus anophagefferens is the source of this 327-nucleotide messenger RNA. RefSeq lists its product as hypothetical. The annotation marks the transcript as partial. Gene Ontology annotation, molecular function: actin filament binding. Gene Ontology annotation, biological process: actin filament depolymerization. Gene Ontology annotation, cellular component: actin cytoskeleton; cytoplasm. The record is from RefSeq and is a predicted model, not a curated record. NCBI's taxonomy places the organism in Eukaryota, Pelagophyceae, Pelagomonadales, Pelagomonadaceae. The transcript has a single exon.
AGCAUCGACGACGAGUGCGGCAAGGUCUUCCAGCUGCUCAAGAUCCGACGGAAACACCGCUUCAUCGUCUACAAGAUCGACGCGACGACGGAGGCCGUCGUGCCCGAGACCAUCGGCCCGCGCGACAGCGGCCUGCCCGACAUGCUCGCCGCGCUCCCGGACGCCGACAGCCGCUACGUCAUCUUCGACUACGAGUUCACGACCUACGACGGCCGGCCGACGAACAAGCUCUUCUUCCUCUCCUGGUUCCCGAACAACGCGACGCCCUACUCGAAGAUGGCCUACACCCAGGCCAAGUCCAAGGUCCGCGAGGUCUUCACGGGCGUC